Messenger RNA from Triticum dicoccoides, 1506 nucleotides. Its product is annotated as ABC transporter I family member 11, chloroplastic-like. The record is from RefSeq and is a predicted model, not a curated record. Gene Ontology annotation, cellular component: membrane; chloroplast envelope. The coding region runs from base 492 to 1295 and encodes 267 amino acids. NCBI's taxonomy places the organism in Eukaryota, Viridiplantae, Streptophyta, Magnoliopsida, Poales, Poaceae. The transcript has 11 exons. Gene Ontology annotation, molecular function: ATP binding; ATP hydrolysis activity; ATPase-coupled transmembrane transporter activity. Gene Ontology annotation, biological process: transmembrane transport.
CCUCGUCUCUCUCUCUCUCUCUCCUGAACGGCGUCCCACGGCGGACAUCGCGCGGUGCGCACUCUCCCUCGCUGCUCGACAUCGGGCCGGCGCCCCUCCCCACCGAGGCAGCAGGACGGCGACGCCCGACGAAGCCUCGGUCUCCCCUGCUCUACGCCGGGCGGCGCGGGCCGACGCCCUCCCCGUCGUGGCCAGUAGGACGGCGGCGCUCGACGCCCCCGUCCCCUCCCCGCUCGACGCUCCCUCGGUCUCCCCUGCUCCGUCGGCGGCUAGGAUUGGUACCUCGGCGUCCUGAUCCGUCUGAGGUCUGCGUCCUCCGAGUCUCUGGUGAGAAAUUUCUCAAGCUGCACACCGGGAGGCUGGAGCUGGCACGUCUGACCGCUGCUCAAUGCAGAUGCGGUGGAUUUCUAUAAUCUUGAACUGAGCAGCACCAAUUCCCUUCAUCCCGUUCGAGCCCCGCUUCCUCCGAAGCUCCCCACCACCGCGAAACUAUGCUCGCUUUGGCCAAUGUCGCUUUCCCACCCACAGUUUCGUCCUCUCCGGUUAAGAUGACAAGGAGGUUUUCUUGGAGAUGUCGAGCAGAACGGGUGUCAGCUGGGUACUCCCAGUUGGAGGUUAGAAAAGUCAGCUACCGACCUCCUGGAACUGAGCAAAACUUAUUGAAUCAAACUAGUCUCUCUCUCCAGGAGAAAAGUUUUGGUUUGAUAUUUGGACGGAGUGGGAGUGGAAAGACCACUCUUUUACAGCUUUUGGCCGGUCUAUCAGAACCUACCUCUGGUUCAAUUUGCAUUCAGAAGUAUGAUGAUAGUGGAAAUCCAAUUGGUCUGUUGGAAGUGUUAGCUCCUCAAAGAGUCGGUAUUGUAUUUCAGUUUCCUGAGAGGUACUUCUUAUCAGAUACUAUACUUGAGGAAGUUACUUUUGGAUGGCCAAGGCAAAAGGCAGACAUUCCUUUGAGGGAGCAACUCACUUUAAAACUUCAGAAUACCAUUAACUCUGUUGGUCUAAGUGCCAUUUCAUUGGAUAAGGAUCCACAGUCUCUUAGUGGUGGGUUUAAGCGGCGACUUGCUUUGGCAAUUCAACUGGUUCAAACUCCUGAUUUAUUGUUGCUUGAUGAGCCCCUCGCUGGACUUGAUUGGAAAGCUCGGGCUGAUGUUGUGAAUCUCCUGAAGGACCUAAAGAAAGACCACACCAUACUGGUUGUAAGUCAUGACCUAAGAGAACUAUACCCGCUGGUAGACCGGUCCUGGAGAAUGGAAAUGGGGGGUGUUUUGAAGGAGGAACCUUUACCUGUAUAGAUUAACAUUUUUUUCCUCGGAAAAUUCAUAACUUUUUUUUUGUGUGUGCAGCUGGAAUGCUGACCCAUUUGUUGUUGCAGUGAACAGGCUCAUAGCUAGCUAGGGAUCCUAAUGUAAUGUUUGUAAUAGUACAAGGCAAGUUGCAAAAUCUAUUGAGAGUGACUCCACACCUACUGGAUUUUUGUCAAUAAUAGCAUGAUGUUAUUUCACA